Messenger RNA from Dunckerocampus dactyliophorus (ringed pipefish), 2454 nucleotides. RefSeq names its product protein APCDD1-like. Gene Ontology annotation, molecular function: Wnt-protein binding. The transcript is spliced from 5 exons. Bases 219 to 1739 code for a protein of 506 amino acids. Gene Ontology annotation, cellular component: plasma membrane. The record is from RefSeq and is a predicted model, not a curated record. Gene Ontology annotation, biological process: negative regulation of Wnt signaling pathway. NCBI's taxonomy places the organism in Eukaryota, Metazoa, Chordata, Actinopteri, Syngnathiformes, Syngnathidae.
UCAGCCGCAGCAGGAGCCUCACAGCAGCUAGCGAAGACUGCUGUUAGCCAACAACUACUUUCGAGAAGAUGAUCAACCAGCAGGAAUAAACAAAAUGUCAUGAUAUUUUUAUUUGUAUUUCAUUUUUUUGGAUGGUGGAAGGACGCAGACUGUGGAAAAAGGACUAACAGGAACGUUCAGCAUCGAGUGUGACAACUGAUAGGGAUUAACUCAGCGGAAUGGAGACCACCGAUCUUCUGCUCCUUUACGCCUGCUGCUGGUGUUUUUUGGACUUGUCAGGAAGUUUCUCAUUGGAGGAGCGAUCGAGCCAUGUGUCCCUGGAGAAGACAUACGGCCGCUCGGUGAAGGACUCUCAGUGCCAUCACAUGCUCAAGCACCUGCACAAUGGCGCCCGCAUCACCGUGCAGAUGCCUCCAAACGUGGAGGGUCACUGGGUGUCCACCAGCUGUGAGGUUAGACCUGGCCCAGAGUUCCUGACCCGCUCCUACCGCUUCUACACCAACAGCAGCUUCCAGGCCCACCAGUUUUACUAUGAGGACAACCACUGCACCAAGCCCACCUACACGCUGCUCAUCCGCGGUCGCCUGCGCCUGCGCCAGGCCUCCUGGAUCAUCCGGGGCGGCACCGAGGCGGAAUACCACCUCCACCGGGUCUUGAUGGUGUGUCACACGUCUGACGUGGCCAAAGAGCUGAGCCAGAGGCUGAACCGGAGCUGCCGGGCCGCCGUGAGAGGUCCCUGGGAGCCCGGCGCUGCCUACGAGCUGUGGAGCGAAGAGGGUGGCUACAACUGCUCCCGGGAACUUAACUUUGCCAUGCAUGAGCUCCAACUGCUGCGGCUGGAGAAGCAGUACAUGCACCACAACCCUGAUCACCUAGUGGAGGAGCUCUUCCUCGGGGACGUCCACACUGACCCCGCCCAGAGGUUGUACUACAAGCCCUCCAGCUACCAGACCCCCCUGCAGAACGCCAAGAACCACUUCCACGGCUGCAUCGCCUGCCGCAUCAUCUACCGCUCAGACGAGCUGCACCCGCCCAUCCUGCCGCCGCGGGCCGACCUGGCCGUAGGUUUGUACGGCCAAUGGGUCAGCCAGCGCUGCGAGGUGCGCCCGGAGGCCCUGUUCCUCACGCGCCACUUUGUCUUCCACGACAACAACCACACGUGGGAGGGUCACUACCACCACUUCUCAGACCCCGUUUGCAAGCACCCCACCUUCACCAUCUAUGCCCGUGGACGCUACAGCAGGGGGCUGCACUCCACGCGCGUCAUGGGAGGGACCGACUUCAUCUUCAAAGUGAACCACAUGCGAGUGACGCCAAUGGACUUUGCCACCACCUCCCUCCUCAACGUCUUCAACGGCAACGAGUGUGGUGCCGAGCGCUCGUGGCAGGUGGGCGUGGAGCAGGACGUGACAGUGACCAAUGGCUGCGUGGCGCUGGGCAUCCGCCUGCCACACACAGAGUACGAGCUCUUCCACAUGGAGCAGGACUCCAACGGACGAUACCUGCUCUUCAAUGGCCAGCGGCCCAGCGACGGCUCCAGCCCAGACCACCCAGAGAAGCGGGCCACCUCUUACCAGCUGCCACUGAUGCAGUGCUCCGUCAGCAGUCAGUCAACGGGACGCACAGACAAUGGAGACACGCUGCUGCAGCUCCGUAAUGGCAGUGCGGGCCGGCACCAAGCAGCAGGUGCAGGUCUCAUGGCUGCUUUUGUUGCUUUUUGUUGGAGCUGGCCACGCUAGAUGCUCCUAAAAGCUCACCACUAGACAUUUUCAGGACUCCAAAAUCCCGUCAGGUGGUAACCACACUGGGAACAUAUGAGGACCUUUUGAGUGAACACAGAAAGACUGUUGGUGAAAUCAGCUUUUGCGAAAGGAGGAAAGCUUUUUAAACUCUCCCAACCCCAAGAGCCAAAGACUUUACCAAGAAAACAAAAAUGCACUUUAGCGUGAACAAAUGACCAGCUAUGAAGGGCAAUUCAUCAUCAGCCUUUUUUCCUGUCAUAAAAUAACACUCUUGAUGGAGAUUCAAAAGUAAUAAGGGUUUUUUGGUGCCGAAGUGUAAAACCCAUUAAAUAGAACAUUCAAAUAUCAACAAAGCUUUAAAUUGUCAAACAUACCCCCCCAAAAAAUGAAGUCACAAAAUAUAUACAUUUGUCAUAAAUUACUAAAUAGUUUGUAUAAUUUCACACUGAUAUGACAGUUUAAUACAUUAUUUUACAUUCUUUACUUUUUGAUUUAAUUUUGGCACACCAAUCUAUUUUUACAUCUCCAUAAGUUAUGGAUUUUUUUUCUUAACUUUUAUCUUCAACACUAGAUAGCAGCUGUUUUUCCAACACUGCAGCUGAUUAUGUUCAUUCAUAACAAAAUUGCACUUCGGGUAACACAUAUGGUAUUUUAGGACAGGGUAACAGCAAAAGUACUGUUAAUAUGGUCACAUUUGUGGGGGGGAAAAAAG